Molecule: messenger RNA, 947 nt
Organism: Lentinula edodes (shiitake mushroom)
Lineage: Eukaryota; Fungi; Basidiomycota; Agaricomycetes; Agaricales; Omphalotaceae
Exons: 7
Coding region: 64-651 (195 amino acids)
Source: RefSeq, a predicted model, not a curated record
AAACUACUUGUCUCCAACACUCUUCAUCCUACGACGACGUUCUCUUUCGUUUCCGCUCCCACCAUGAAAGUUGUUCUCUUUGCGUCCGCCGUGGCUCUGAUUUCUGGGGCCUAUGCGCAAGAUUUCACUAUUAACACACCUGGAAGUUUGACGGAGUGCCAGCCUGUUCUUCUCCAAUGGACUGGUGGAACUCCCCCUUACUUUUUGAGUGUCUACAACUCUGGGGCUCCUUCCACUAAUGCAGAGACUCUGACGACGACUAACAGCACCAGCUUCACUUGGACCGUGAACAUUGCCUCUGGCCAAAGCAUUGGUUUCAAUAUCGUUGACAAUACUGGUGCCGAAAAGCAGAGCGCCGCCGUUCCGAUCCAAGCCGGGUCUUCGACCAGCUGUGUUGGUCAGUCUGUCAGUGGUUCCGCCGGAGCCACAACUACUGCUGCUUCUACUGGAUCUGGAUCUGCUUCCACCACAGGAUCUGGUUCUUCGUCAACCACUGCCAAGUCAACUGGUAGCUCCUCUGGAAGUCCUUCAACCACUAGCGCUGCCGGUUCUUCCACCACUUCCUCUUCUUCUAAUGGAGCUUCUUCCCAAGCUGCUCAGCUCGGCGCUGCCGGAUUUAUUGGUGCUGCUAUUGCCGCUCUCCUUGCUUAAGCAGACCCAACAUAUGGCCAUGUAGCUGGUCGGACUCUUUCUUGUUGCCUGUUCAAGUUGGCCCUCAACAACAAGUAUCGUUGCCUCCGUUUUAAUCUUUUUCAUUACGAACUCUCGUCGAAUUAUACUUUACUCUUUGAGUUGUUUAGCAUUCUACUUAGGAUAAUUCCACUACAUUCUCACUACCCGUGGUUAGAGCAUUCUCGACAAUAUGGGCUGCUCUUUGCUCAGUUUCCUGUGUCGGCGUGGCUAUCUUUCAAUGACAUUCGUUCUUUUUGGUGGAAUCAACUUGUCUU